This is a messenger RNA of Durusdinium trenchii, 919 nucleotides long. NCBI's taxonomy places the organism in Eukaryota, Dinophyceae, Suessiales, Symbiodiniaceae. The record is from the annotation of a GenBank genome assembly.
UGGUAGUGUUGCCCAAUGUCAAGACAGUAACUAGCCAACAAAUCCUUCAGCUUUGGCAUUGCCCGGCUAGUUGGCAUAGUUUGCCAUGGCACGAUGACACCUGAAAAAGCUCAGCAGGAGGUGAAUCUUCUCGUGGGUUUCUUGGCUUCCUACGCCUUCCGUGCCCUCACCAGUUCUGCUGAGGCGUGGCUGCGGCGGACCUGCCAUUUAUGCAUAUGUGGCCGACUUGCCCGUGAGGGAGCAGUCUUGGCAAGUGAACGUGGCUUGACAUGGCGGGAGGCCAAAGUGAGGCUUGAUUCCAGUGACGAUUUGCAGAUCUUAGCGCUGGCAACCCUCAGGCUCUUGGCCUGGCACUGGAUGCAGCCGAUUACUUAUGCACUGCUCCUGUACAGUUGGAGCGAUGAUGCGUACUUUGGCAAGACCUGGAAUCUACAGGCGGUUUUAGCUGCAGCGGUGCUGUUGAGGGAGGUGCUUUACUUCAUUUGCGCUCUAUUCGCCUUGGUGCAAUGCCCGGCCUUUCUGUUGAUUGAUCUUGCUGCUACCUGGAGAAGUGGAGCUCGUGGUGAGGCCGUGCCAGGCCUUUGCCUGUGUCAUGAUGCCGGAGAAAUUUUUAGGCUGGUACAUGCAAGGCUCUGUGCCAUCUCCACUAGCCGUCAGGCGAUUCAAUAGCUAUUGCGCCGUGGUCCUGCUUUUGGAUGGCUGUAGCGUUUUGGCGCUUUGGGCUGGUCUUUCAGGCUGGACAAGCAGGCCCCCUGUACCACUCCUUGUGUGCUACUCGGUGACGACACUCAGUUUUAUUGCAAUUCCCUGCUGGGCUACCAGCAUACUCUUAGCCAGGGCCACAGGUGUUCUUCCACCUGUGGGACACAGAAAUGAUUCUGAUUCUUUGGAUAUACCUCUUGGAUCGAUUGAUUAAAAA